GACCCUCAGCUCCCCCACUCAGGCCACACCAGUGGCCUUAGGAAGAGCCUGGACAUCCUGGGGCCACACUUCUAGGCAGGGAGGGUCCGCUCAGGCUUGGGGAGAAAGCGGGACCAGAUCACAGACAGCGCUGGAGAUUCGGCUCUGCAGGCUCCAGGACCCCUCCUCGCCGCAUCUUCCCGAGUGGUCCACGGAUGCUCUUCCGCAGCCGAAGGGCGGCGCGGCCCUUGCUGCUCGGCCACUCCCCCCACACUGAGGCCUAGGACUCCCCACACCCCCAGCGCAGCCCCUAGGGCCCCCGCCCUGCUGCGCGGCCCUAGCCCCUCGCACGAACCCCACUCCUCAACCCGCGACCCCGCACAGUCCCCCUCACCCUCGGCUGGCCCUGAGCCCUCCCGGCCCUCGCCUCCGGCGCAGCCCCCUUGCCACCCCCGCUUCCCUCCCGGCUCAGGCCCCCUCCCCCCGCCGCCCCCGCCCCCGGGGAAGGCAGGCGCCGAGCGGAGCCGGGGCCGAUGCAGCUGAGCCGCGCCGCCACCGCCGCCGCUGUCGCCCCUGCGGAGCCCUCGGCGCCGCUGUCCCCCGCGCCGGCCCCGGCCCCGGCCCCCCCCGGCCCCCUCCCGCACAGCGCGGCCGACGGGGCUCCGGCGGGGGGUCAGGGGGGGCCGGGUCGCCGCGAGGAGCCCCAGUGCGCCCAGCUCGCGGCCGCGAGCGGCCCCAGCCCGGGCGCGGGGAUGGAUGGCCCCGGGGCCAGCGCCGUGGUUGUGCGCGUCGGCAUCCCGGACCUGCAGCAGACGAAGUGCCUGCGCCUGGACCCGGCCGCGCCGGUGUGGGCCGCCAAGCAGCGCGUGCUCUGCGCCCUCAACCACAGCCUCCAGGACGCGCUCAACUACGGGCUCUUUCAACCGCCCUCCCGGGGCCGCGCCGGCAAGUUCCUGGACGAGGAGCGGCUCCUGCAGGAAUACCCGCCCAACCUGGACACGCCCCUGCCCUACCUGGAGUUUCGAUACAAGAGGAGAGUUUAUGCCCAGAACCUCAUUGAUGAUAAGCAGUUUGCAAAGCUUCACACAAAGGCGAACCUGAAGAAGUUCAUGGAAUAUGUGCAGCUGCACAGCACGGACAAGGUGGCCCGCCUGCUGGACAAGGGGCUGGACCCCAAUUUCCACGAUCCUGACUCAGGAGAGUGUCCCCUGAGUCUCGCGGCCCAGCUGGACGAUGCCGCGGACCUGCUGAAGGUGCUGCGGAACGGUGGUGCUCACCUGGACUUCCGCACUCGCGACGGCCUCACCGCGGUGCACUGCGCCACCCGCCAGCGGAAUGCGGCGGCUUUGACGACCCUGCUGGACCUGGGUGCCUCACCUGACUACAAGGACAGCCGCGGCCUGACGCCCCUGUACCACAGCGCCCUGGGUGGGGGGGACGCCCUCUGCUGUGAGCUGCUUCUGCACGACCAUGCUCAGCUGGGGACCACGGAUGAGAACGGCUGGCAGGAGGUCCACCAGGCCUGCCGCUUUGGGCACGUGCAGCACCUGGAGCACCUGCUGUUCUAUGGAGCCGACAUGGGGGCCCAGAACGCCUCGGGGAACACAGCCCUGCACAUCUGCGCCCUCUACAACCAGGAGAGCUGUGCCCGUGUCCUGCUUUUCCGUGGAGCCAACAAGGAUGUCCGCAACUACAACAGCCAGACAGCCUUCCAGGUGGCCAUCAUAGCAGGGAACUUUGAGCUUGCGGAGGUCAUCAAGACCCACAAAGAUUCGGAUGUUGUACCAUUCAGGGAAACCCCCAGCUAUGCGAAGCGGCGGCGGCUGGCUGGCCCCAGCGGCCUGGCCUCUCCUCGGCCCCUGCAGCGCUCAGCCAGUGACAUCAACCUGAAGGGUGAGGUGCAGCCAGCAGCUUCUCCUGGACCUUCGCUGCGAAGCCUCCCCCACCAGCUGCUGCUCCAGCGGCUGCAGGAGGAGAAAGAACGGGACCGAGACGGUGACCAAGAGAAUGACGGCAGCGGCCCCGCAGCAGGCAGGGGCAGCCAGAGCAAGAUCAGCCCGAGCGGGCCCGGCGGCCCCGGCGGCCCGGGCCCCGCGCCCGGCCCCGGCCCGGCGCCCCCCGCGCCCCCCGCGCCGCCGCCACGGGGCCCGAAGCGGAAACUUUACAGCGCCGUCCCCGGCCGCAAGUUCAUCGCCGUGAAGGCGCACAGCCCGCAGGGCGAAGGCGAGAUCCCGCUGCACCGCGGCGAGGCCGUGAAGGUGCUCAGCAUUGGGGAGGGCGGUUUUUGGGAGGGGACCGUGAAAGGCCGCACGGGCUGGUUCCCGGCCGACUGCGUGGAGGAGGUGCAGAUGAGACAGUAUGACACGCGGCAUGCCCCUGCUCGACCUGCUCUUCGAUCCAUCUGUUCUUGGACUCACCCACCCAUCCUGCCAUCCAUCUCUUCAUCCAUCAACGCGCCUGGACGACCAGGCCGCCCAGCAGCUCCUUUUCAUCAUCUACCAUCCAGCCCCGACCUCCAGCCCACUCUCUUUCUCUCAUCUGGUUGUACAUCCAUUUACCCUGAAACCCGGGAGGACCGGACGAAACGACUUUUCCGCCACUACACAGUGGGCUCCUAUGACAGCCUCUCCGCACACAGCGAUUAUGUCAUUGACGACAAGGUGGCUAUCCUGCAGAAACGGGACCACGAGGGCUUUGGUUUUGUGCUCCGGGGGGCCAAAGCAGAGACGCCCAUCGAGGAGUUCACGCCCACGCCGGCCUUCCCCGCGCUCCAGUAUCUCGAGUCCGUGGAUGUGGAGGGUGUGGCCUGGAGGGCUGGGCUGCGGACGGGAGACUUCCUCAUCGAGGUGAACGGGGUGAACGUGGUGAAGGUCGGGCACAAGCAGGUGGUGGCUCUGAUCCGCCAGGGCGGGAACCGCCUCGUCAUGAAGGUGGUGUCGGUGACAAGGAAGCCAGAAGAAGAUGGGGCUCGGCGCAGAGCCCCGCCGCCCCCCAAGAGGGCCCCCAGCACCACGCUGACCCUGCGCUCCAAGUCCAUGACGGCGGAGCUCGAGGAGCUUGCCUCCAUUCGGAGAAGGAAAGGGGAGAAGCUGGAUGAGAUCCUGGCAGCUGCCACAGAGCCGACGCUGAGGCCGGACAUCGCCGAUGCUGACUCAAGAGCUGCCACCGUCAAACAGCGGCCCACGAGUCGGAGGAUCACCCCUGCUGAGAUCAGUUCAUUGUUUGAGCGCCAGGGCCUCCCGGGCCCAGAGAAGCUGCCAGGCUCCCUGCGGAAGGGGAUUCCACGGACCAAGUCUGUAGGAGAGGAUGAGAAGCUGGCGUCCCUGCUGGAGGGGCGCUUCCCGAGGAGUACGUCCAUGCAGGAUUCCGUGCGCGAGGGCCGUGGCAUCCCCCCGCCGCCGCAGACCGCGCCGCCACCGCCGCCCGCUCCCUACUACUUCGACUCCGGGCCGCCCCCCGCCUUCUCGCCGCCUCCGCCGCCGGGUCGCGCCUACGACACCGUGCGCUCCAGCUUCAAGCCCGGCCUGGAGGCGCGCCUGGGCGCGGGAGCCCCAGGCCUGUAUGAUUCCGGCGCGCCCCUGGGUCCGCUGCCCUACCCAGAACGGCAGAAGCGCGCGCGCUCCAUGAUCAUCCUUCAGGACUCGGCGCCCGAGGUGGGCGACGUCCCUCGGCCCCCGCCAGCCGCCACCCCGCCAGAGCGCCCCAAGCGCCGGCCGCGGCCACCGGGCCCCGACAGCCCCUACGCCAACCUUGGCGCCUUCAGCGCCAGCCUCUUCGCGCCGUCCAAACCUCAGCGCCGUAAAAGCCCGUUGGUGAAGCAGCUGCAGGUGGAAGAUGCGCAGGAGCGCGCGGCCCUGGCCGUGGGCAGCCCUGGCCCGGGCGGCGGCAGCUUCGCCCGUGAGCCCUCCCCGACGCACCGCGGGCCUCGGCCGAGCGGCCUCGACUACGGCCCCGGGGACAGCCCUGGGCUCGCGUUCGGCGGCCCAGCCCCGGCCAAGGACCGGCGGCUGGAGGAGCGGCGGCGCUCCACCGUGUUCCUGUCCGUGGGAGCCAUCGAGGGCAGCUCUCCGAGCGCAGACCUGCCCUCCCUGCAGCCUUCCCGCUCCAUCGACGAGCGCCUUCUGGGGCCCGGCACUACCACCACCGGCCGCGACCUGCUGCUGCCCUCCCCUGUCUCUGCUCUCAAGCCAUUGGUCAGCGGCCCGAGCCUUGGGCCUUCGGGCUCCACCUUCAUCCACCCGCUCACCGGCAAACCCCUGGACCCCAGCUCACCCUUGGCCCUUGCCCUGGCUGCCCGCGAGCGGGCUCUGGCCUCCCAGGCACCCUCCCGCUCCCCCACUCCUGUGCACAGCCCUGACGCCGACCGCCCUGGGCCAUUAUUUGUGGAUGUGCAGGCCCGUGACUCUGAGCGAGGGCCCCUGGCCUCCCCAGCCUUCUCCCCCAGGAGCCCAGCCUGGGUUCCUGUGCCUGCUCGCAGGGAGCCUGAGAAAGCUCCCCGGGAAGAGCGGAAGUCGCCGGAGGACAAGAAGUCCAUGAUCCUCAGCGUCUUGGACACGUCCCUGCAGCGGCCGGCCGGCCUCAUCGUCGUGCACGCUACCAGCAAUGGGCAGGAGCCCAGCGGGCUGGGGGCCGAAGAGGAGCACCCGGGCACCCCAGAGCUGACCCCAGCCCCCACACAGUCAGCAGUGGUGGCAGAGCCCCUGCCCAGCCCGCGCGUUCAGCCCCCUGGCAGUACCCCAGCAGACCCCGGGCCAGGCCAGGGCAGCUCAGAGGAGGAGCCAGAGCUGGUAUUCGCUGUGAACCUGCCGCCCGCCCAGCUUUCCUCCAGCGACGAGGAGACCAGAGAGGAGCUGGCCCGCAUCGGACUGGUGCCGCCUCCCGAAGAAUUUGCCAACGGGGUCCUGCUGGCCACCCCCCUCCCUGGCCCAGGUCCCUCGCCCACCACGGUGCCAGGCCCGGCCUCAGGGAAGCCGAGCAGCGAGCCGCCCCCUGCCCCCGAGUCUGCAGCGGAUUCGGGGGUGGAGGAGGCCGACACGCGCAGCUCCAGCGACCCCCACCUGGAGACAACGAGCACCAUCUCCACGGUGUCCAGCAUGUCCACCCUGAGCUCGGAGAGCGGGGAACUCACCGACACCCACACCUCCUUCGCCGACGGACAUACUUUUCUACUCGAGAAGCCACCAGUGCCUCCCAAGCCCAAGCUCAAGUCCCCGCUGGGGAAGGGGCCGGUGACCUUCAGGGACCCGCUGCUGAAGCAGUCCUCUGACAGCGAGCUCAUGGCCCAGCAGCACCAUGCCGCCUCCGCCGGGCUGGCCUCUGCUGCCGGGCCUGCUCGCCCUCGCUACCUCUUCCAGAGAAGGUCCAAGCUGUGGGGGGACCCCGUGGAGAGCCGGGGGCUCCCCGGGCCUGAAGACGACAAACCAACUGUGAUCAGUGAGCUCAGCUCCCGCCUGCAGCAGCUGAACAAAGACACCCGCUCCCUGGGGGAGGAGCCGGUUGGUGGCCUGGGCGGCCUGCUGGACCCUGCCAAGAAGUCGCCCAUCGCGGCAGCUCGGCCCAAGAGUGAGCCUCUUUCCCUCGGGAGUUCCUGCAACAUUCCAGCCUCCGAUUGGCUUCAUGUGGAUCCCCUGCUUCCCCUGAAGUGGUCACUGGGGUCAGGGAGCCGUAGGGUUGCCACUGGCCAGGCCUGAGCCAUAUGCUGUCCUAGGAGCCAGGGCCCGGGGUCAGCCCAGUGACUGGACACGGGCUGAGAGGGAGGGCGCCUUUCCCAAGGAAAGCUCAGGUACUGUUACCAGAGGUACCAGGUGCCGGGAAGCCUAAAACAAGAGCACCAGCUUUCGCAGCUCACUUUGUUCCUAGACAUUGGCUUGGGGCCAGCCCUCAGCAGAUGGCGUCUGACUUUGUGGUCUUGGACAAACCACUUGACCUCUGUGAACUUCAGGGCCUCCCCCGUUGAACGGUGAGGGUGACCUACAGCACCUGUGAGCACCAGGCACCCGGCCAGGCCCCUGGGUUGACUCGUCGCGUCCUCGUGGGAAAGUAAGAGGGCCGUGUGCACUAGAGAACAUCAAGUCAUGUUAUUUCAUCUUCACAGCCGUUCUGUUAGAUGGACAGUGAUAUAAUCUCCAUUUUCCAGACAAUAAAAUUAAGAUUCUAAAGAGAUCCAUUCUGGCCAGUAAAUGGUGCCAUCUGACCCCAAGCCCCGUUUUCUGUCCGCUGUAGUCCGGAGCCCCUGUUGCUAAUCCUCUUCUGCUGACAGACAGUGGCUUUAUGUGCAGUGAUUCCCCACACGGAGAUGCGCAUGUGUUCACCUGUAGACCAACACCCUGAUUUAUCAGUCAGGUGUGUAACAACGAGCACACGGAUCCUGCAAUCACUGGCACUUGAGUCCAGCCAGUGCCACCAGACUCAGGGUGCAGAGGGUCUGUGGCUAAAGGACACCAGAGCCUAGACCUGGCAGUCAGUGAGCAUGGUGGGCUCUGCUACAUUAAACCCACCAUCCGCGCUGCCUCUCCUUCCCCGCUCCCCUCUGCAUUCCCUUCUCUCCACGUCCUCAGGCCUGGGUGAAACCCUACCCUCUGCAGUGGACCCCAUUGACUACCCCAGGCCCUUUUCUUGUGGCUCCUGGCUGAGCAGGAGAUGCUGUGGGCACGUCCUGUCAGCCUUCCAUGUGGCCAGCAGGGCUGCUGGACAGCUCUUGUUUUGCAGCCAGCGCUGGCUAGAGUCUGGCACCCAUUUUUCGGGUGGUGAUAAAACUGCUAAUGAUACUGUCUCUUAGAUAAAUGUACGAAGUAUAGGAAGUUCUGAUGUCCAGGUAGGGCUGUUUCCUUCCCAGGCCUGGUCCUAGCAGAAGCGCUAGAGUACCUGCCACAGCCACUAGAUAGGUCACACCCCAAGCCUUGUCCCUGCCCCCCCUGCAGGUGUUCCCUCCCAGGCCUGCCCUUCUCCUCACCCAGCGGACACCACGAGAAAGGAGGUCCUCUCUCUGCCCACCUUGCUCACUGACUGCUAGGUCUAGGUUCUGGUGUCCUUUAGCCACACUCUGUAGCCUGAGCUCUAGUGAGGUCUCAGAAGGGGAAGGGGACGUUGCCACUUAUGUCAUGAACUUGAAGCUUGAUAACUUGUGGAAAUGCACCAGGGCCAACUGGAAAGCCCUUGGCCUUUGGCUUUUUGGAACUUUGAUCUCAGACCAUCCACCUGCUCUAUGCUUCUGGCUUUGGGUCCAGCUGCCUGGUAGACAGAACAUCUGUCUGCUCAGAGCCCCACGUCUGUUCUGGACAACCCCAUGGCCGGUUCUGAAUCUUACACGUGGUCUGAGCCACUCAGUCUUGCUGUGGCUCUCAGUUUUACAUUUGUUUGACCCUCAUAUCGGAUUUUACAGGAAAAGGUUCAUGAUGAAAUGAACGAAAGCUUUGACACAAAGUCAAAGAGGUCUCUUUCUUGCAGUACUUUUCAGAACCUUCUAUAUCCUUGUGUGUGGUAUCAGACAGCUUCUUUAGUAGAUCACUAAUUAGUUUCCCACCAAAGAUGCAUGAUCCUGUGAUGGUGGAGAAACCCUGCCAUGACCUACUGUGAGCCCUGUCCUGCCAGCGUGUCUGACUGCGACGUGGGUGAAGCUCCACGUGCCUGCAGGUGCCUCAAGCCAGCAGGGUUUGGUCUUCUGAAACGGACUGACACUGUGUGCCGGCCACUGCAGGGCAUGGGGCCAGGGUGUGCUGUGUCCUGGCGGGUCAGACAGCGUUGCGGAUGUGAAGUGUGUUCACAGGAGGCGAGAUCAGGGCUUCAGGAGCCCUGACCUCUGCUGGGGGAGCAGGAAGGGGUCACCAGGAAGGGGACAUAGGGGUAUUUGGAGUGCUUCAAGGUUAGAACCAUGAGCUGGUGUGUGCAGUGAGAAGUUCAAGGGCUGGAGUGACACACCAGGACCAAAGAGGGUGGGUGCUUCCGAGCCCAAAGCUAGUUUGUGCUCCCCUUGAGCAUUAUUCCCCGUCAUGAGGCGCUCAGACUGCAAAGGGCCACAGGCCUGGACCUGCCCUGUGUGAGUGCAGCGGCAGAAGCCUCCAGGCAGGGACCGGGGCCAGAGUGGGCUUUUCUGGCCUGUUGGUACCCCUGGGCUAAUAGGCAGUCAGGCCUGAGGAUGACACGUUAUAUUACUUUUUAUUUUAUGACAUUUUUUUCAGUACAAAUGGUGUUCCUGGCUUCGAGCUGGGUGCCAAGAGUCAAGGAGAACAAGUAGGAAAUGAGGGGACAGGUCCUGAGUAAGACCCUAACAAGUCUGGAGCCAGAGGAGGCCGGGCGAUGAGGGGAGUGGCCUGGGUUAAUGCUGGGGGUUGGGACCAACCUGGGGGAUGGGGCAAGGGGGAGCUGGAACAGCCGAUGUGGCUCCCAGGACCCUGGUGUGGGAAGGACUGGGGGGAAGGGAGCAUGUUUGGAGACCCCAGUAGAGGUCUGGGUCUCAGGUGAGACUGGCUGGGCCUCACAUGUGGCAUUUGUGGGCACAUCAGUCGCAGCAAAGGGUGGGAGUGGGUGACCCUGCCUGGGAGAAGGUUUGAACUAAGAGGGGAGCCCAUCUAGGAAGGAAGGGGAGAGAGGAAAGGCCGCCUCAGAAGGAAACAAGUGGACAGGUCAGCAAGAAGAGUCUGCUGACAGCCUUGGCAGCUGCAGGGGCAGGGUCGAGGCCCGACCUCACCAGCCGAGGAGCAAGAGAGGGCAAGAUUCAGACCCUGGUGGGAAAGGGGUUGCGGACUGUGGAGGCUCGUUGCUCUGUCUGGAGAAACUGCUGAAGGCACUCAGGGGUGAUGGUGCCUCGUGAGGUACUGUGUGUCAGAGGGUGGGUGGCUCAGAAGCCCCAUGGCAGCGGUUGUGAUGUGACCAUGCCGUCUGUGGUCAGGGCCUGGCACUGGUCAGACAGCUGUGAGCCGUUAUGGACAGUGAUGGGUGUGCAGAGGUGGUGUGGAAACGUGUGGACCUCGGCCGUGUACGCUGUCCGGGUACCUGGCCUGGGACAAUGCGGGCACAUCCCUGCUCCCCAAGAGGAAGGGGAGGAACAGACACCUGGCCCAUGGGCUCCCUGGCCAUGCCCUGCAUGCUCUGGAGCCUUCCCAAGGUUCUUCCAGGUCUCCGACCAUUUCUACUGGGCUUUGGGCAGCCCUGGGAGUGUGACUGGCCCUCCUCCCUGCACUCACCCCUGACACCAUCUCUAAGCUCUGGCAGGUGCCCCCCUUCCCACACCCAGUAUCUUCUCCUGGGAAGGUCUCCCUGGGUGCCAGCCUGCCGUCAUCCUAGGCCUUCAGCUCACCCUCUGCUGGGCAGGAGGGCUCCAGACCCUGCUUCAGGAGCCCUUUGGGGGUGGGGCCAUGCAGGACUCCAUCCUGAGAUGCAUGACCCCAGGCCAGGGUCUUUGCAUGAGGACCCCAGCUGUGGCGGGGGUAGGGGUGGGGUGGCAUCCUACUGAGCUCAAUUCCACAGGCCCUGUUCCCUCAGCAUCUCCCCCAGCACUAGCCCCUCUCCCUCUCCUGAGCAGUCAUUACCACCUGGGCACCCCCCCCCGCAUCUCCCCCCACCUGCCUUCCACUGCCACCCUCUACUUUGUCCUGAAACCCAGAUGGUACCAUAGAGGCCCCAAGUGGUGGGAGCAAGGAGGGCUUCUUCUGGUGUUUGGUGUUCCUCGAGCCCACCACCCCAGGUGUCCUUGCAGCUCUUUUCUGUCUGCGUGGAGGAGACACGGUCUGUCCUCUUCCAGAGGCUCCACUCUGGAUCUGAGCACUUGGGAGGAGCAGUAGGGACAGAGGCUGAGGGGAGGGAGCCAGUGGAAGGCGACAGAAACCAGGUCAAGUAGAAGGGACAGAGCUGGACCUCCAGGGGGAGGUUGACCUUGCACCUGUGCAGAGGCUGCACAGGUGAGAGAAGAAAGGACGAAACCUGCUUCCAGGGGAGGAAAGCUGCUCAGGUGCCCCAUGCACUGUGCGCAGUGCAGAGGUUGGUGGGAAAGCAGAGCAGAGGUCCUUGAGCCCUGUCCCUGCAGGGGCAGGGAGAGGGGGGUGAGAUGGCAGCCGGAGGGAGGCCUGUCAGACAGCGCAGUAUAAGGGGGCACAGAGCAUCCCCAAGUGCCAGGUGUCUGCCCAGCACUUGCCACACAGGGUUCCAGGUAAAGCCUGGGGAUGGGCAUGGCUGUGGUCUGCACUUCACAAGCCAGAGAACAGGUCGCAGGCAAACCAGGAGCCCACUCAGACCUGCAGAGUCUGGCCUGCACUUCCCUCCCCCAGCAGCCCCAGAUUCGUUCCGUUCCAUUGCACCCGGGCCCGUGCCUUGAGUUCCUCCCUCACUGGGUAGCUGGCCAGGGGCGGUGGCGGGGGUGGGGGGUGUCCCUGCACCUGGCUGCCCUUCCUGUGGUCAUGACUGUGGGCCACGUGCCUGCCUUGAGGGCCUGGGCCGCUAACACUCUCUCUCAUUGCUCUCUCCUGCCCAUCUGCAUGUGGCUGCUCUGUCUAGCUGCGCGGUGGCCCCGAGCACCGGCUGUGUAAGUGAGCAUGCCCAUCCCAUGCCUCUCACUGUCCACACGCUGCACCUGCCCACCUGGAUCUCUGCUCUGCGUGGCUUCAUGGGGCUUUGGUGCCACGGACAGCCC
Sus scrofa (pig) is the source of this 10603-nucleotide messenger RNA. RefSeq names its product SH3 and multiple ankyrin repeat domains 3 (gene SHANK3). The record is from RefSeq and is a predicted model, not a curated record. Gene Ontology annotation, cellular component: dendritic spine; postsynaptic density; postsynaptic membrane. Gene Ontology annotation, molecular function: ionotropic glutamate receptor binding; synaptic receptor adaptor activity. Lineage: Eukaryota; Metazoa; Chordata; Mammalia; Artiodactyla; Suidae.